AUGGAGAGGUUCAACAAAGCAUGCUUGGAAAUUCAAGAUUUGCCUACGGAAGCAGUGAUCAUGGGCCUAGUAAAUAGACUCCGAGAAGGACCCUUCUCUCAGUCCAUCUCGAAAAGACAUCCGACUUCUUUAAGCAAUGUACAAGAAAGAGUUGAAAAGUACAUCAACAUGGAGGAGAAUGCCAUAUUACGGGAACCAGGCUGGCGACUCGGGCACCCUCACUCGUCAAGGGAGAAGGAGAGGGAGCCCAAGAAGAAAGAAGAAGUCGGGUCUGAAAGGCCCACAAGAUAUCAUUCUCAUACUUCCCUACGAGUUUUCCUAGUUGACAUUUACAGAGAAAUUUAUCACACUGAAAAGCUACCUCCCCCUCGAUGCAUCAAGAACAAGAAAGGGGGAAGUCGUAGUGAAUACUGUGAAUAUCACAAGUUAUAUGGGCACUCUACCAAUAAUUGUUACGACUUAAAAAAUGUAACAGAAAAGUUGGCCAAAGAAGGUCAGCUUGAUAGAUAUCUCAUGGAAAGAUCGGACAAUCAUGGAAAAAGGAAACGAGAUGAGGAAGAUCGGAGAGAUCUGCCACCACGGACCCCGGAACGACAUAUACAUAUGAUAUCGGAAGGGUUUGCUGGGGGAGGACUCACCAAAUCAUCUCGUAAAAGACAUCUGAAGGAAGUUUACCAAGUUGGGAGCGAGCUGCUCGACCUCCCAACCAUCUCUUUCACCAAAGAAGAUGGGCAGGGUAUUGUUCCUGGACAUGACGAUCUGGUGGUAAUUACCAUGAUUCUCGCCAACGCUCAUCUACACAGAACACUGGUGGAUCAGGGGAGCUCGGCAGACAUCCUGUUCAAGCCAGUGUUUGACAAGUUGGGAUUGGACGAAAAGGAGUUAAGGGCAUACCCUGACACCCUCUUCGGACUGGGGAACACACCAAUAAAACCACAAGGAUUUAUAUCCCUACAUACAACUUUUGGAAAGGGAAUAAAAUCCAAAACUCUAAGCAUCGACUUCAUUGUCGUUGAUGUGGGCUUGGCCUAUAAUGCCUUUAUAGGUAGAACGGCCCUAAAUUGGCUUGGAGCAGUGGUAUCUACCCUCAUCUUUGCAUAA
Messenger RNA from Arachis ipaensis, 1101 nucleotides. RefSeq lists its product as uncharacterized. The record is from RefSeq and is a predicted model, not a curated record. NCBI's taxonomy places the organism in Eukaryota, Viridiplantae, Streptophyta, Magnoliopsida, Fabales, Fabaceae.